Molecule: messenger RNA, 2574 nt
Organism: Colletotrichum siamense
Lineage: Eukaryota; Fungi; Ascomycota; Sordariomycetes; Glomerellales; Glomerellaceae
Exons: 1
Coding region: 1-2574 (857 amino acids)
Source: RefSeq, a predicted model, not a curated record
AUGCUUCCUCUGUCGCUGGUCAGCACGUAUCGAGAGUACAAGCGCGACACUGAUGUAUUGGCUUCCUGGCUCGCUCUGACUGCUCGGUCUCACGGAUAUAAAGGUGAUGUGGCCUCUGCUGGUAACGAGGCCGGAGACGGAUCGAAUGCAGAGACGCAGACCGUCAAGGGGGAUGACACCGGCAAGGGAAAUGACAACGGACGGCCAUCGAAAUACAAGGUGGCCAUUCGAAACUUCGUGCCCCUGGCUGAGUCCAUCGCCUCGACCAAGCCAGCGAUUAGCACCCCUCCAUCCAUCGUGAACACGAUCAACAGGGUCAUCACUGCCCGAUCGGAUUUCGCCUCAAAGGUGAAGGAUUUCAGUGGCCUGGAUGCCCACGCCGUCGAAGCGCAUGCUUAUUUCGUGGGGAUUAUCGAAAAGGUCCAAGAUAUACUGGUUCCCAAGGAUGUGGCGAAGACCCGGCAGACUGUUGCGUCAUCAGACGAGGAGACUACAAACCUGUUUGCUGCUCUGGACUUCGAGGAUCCCUCGACCGACUUCCUCAACUCUCCAGAUAUCGACAAGCACAUGUCCAAGGCGGCUCCGGCGGCUCCGGCGUCUCACGCACCAAAGUACGAAGCGGAAACCUCAGACGAGCUCAACACCCUGGACGCGAUCAUCAUCUUCGCCUUGAUGGCAAGCGAUCUCGCAAGAGUUCGUGUAGUAAUUAUUGACACCUGGGGCAAAAAUGCCCGCGGAGAACUCACCCUGUCUACGGCCGCGCUCACCACAUCAGCCGCCGUUGAUCUCGCGAAUCACGCUGUCAAGGAUGUUCUUCCCAUAUUUGAAGCUCAAGGAGGUGUUUGGGAGGUAGCUCAGCAGUUCGUCGCGCUCGUCUGUGCCAAGAAUGGUCCUGAUACGGAAACCCUCAGUUACAGCCAAGGCACGACGCUUAUGUCCGAAGACAUGUACACGACAUACGACCGAUCCCUACUUUGUGUCUACGCAACCCUUAAUGCCUGUCUUCAGUCUAUGAAGGAGGGAAAAGACCUGGAGGUUCCCAUGUUUUCGGGCCCGAAGUCACUCGAUUGGGUCAUGAAAAAGCGUGGACUGUCUGGCAGCCAGCGGUUUGAGCAGGACCAAGACGCAGUCAUCCGCUUAGUUUCAAACUACCUCAUUCUCAGCAGUCAUGUGACAAAGUCAGAGUGGCCCGUCGAGGAUGAGAUACUGCGUGGCAUCCGGGAGAUGAAAGCCACGGGCUCUGUCCCCUUCUAUCUUGUUCUUGCAGCACAGAUCCACGUGGACAUACAGCAAAACCUAGGUAUUCUGACCAUGAAUCCCUCUCAGAAGAUGGUCGAAGAACUCAACAGCAUGAAGGCCGAUCUCAACCAUGAGAUGGGUGGCAAGACUGAUUUCGAGCGUUCUCUGGUUGUGGCGACACAGCCGAGCAUGUGGCCUGUCGCACGCGACAGAAUUGCGAGGGACAUGAUCGAGAUGAUGGACAAGCUUCUGAAGGACCCAUGCCAUCAGGCCAAGCUUCUAAUUGCCGGCACACCACCGCAGCAGGUUGCAGAAGCGUCCUUCUUCAGGGACUCUCCCUACAUGUCCGGUCUCGUUGUUGCCUACUGCCGCAACUACAUGAAGGAGGCUGGCAUCGAUCUUGCCAAUUUCUGGGCCACUUUCGCCAGUACUGCACAUGUCUACAACGCGGUGAAUCAGCUUGGCCUCCUGCGGGAGCCUUGGAGGGACUUGGAGAUUGCGCUCUCAAGAGCUGGUCUCGAGAGCAAGCUUUUCACUGGACCACCUCCCACGGACGGAAAAGACUUUUACAGGAAGUACAGUCUGCAGUUGGGAUUUUCAGCUGUAAACUUUGCCAAUUUGCACAAGAAGAAGGCGGGAAAGGCCAAUACCGAUCCUGCGGGGACCAAAAUCGCACCCCAAGCCGAGAAGCGUCUCAUCCAGCACGAACAUGUUGCUUCAACUUUUACCAGUCUCGUUUCCAAGUACUCGUACGACGGGUCAACGACGGAAUGGGCCGACUUGCUUGUAAGAAACAUUGCUGAAAGCACCACAAGACAUAGAGAGACUCUAUUUGGCGACCAUGGUGCCAACCAUUUCAAGAGGAUCGCGAGCAAAGUCCAGGGCAAAGAGGAGGCCAAAUCCCGGCCAAAGCCAAAUGAAGAGAAUGACACCGAGGCGGGGAAUCGCCUCAGUCCGUGGAAUACGGCCAUACAGCUCAGAAUGGCUCUUCAAGAAGAGUCAGUGGAGUUUGAAUUUCCGUAUCUUGAGUUCCAUCGCUCGGCUCGAUCAACGAUGGAAGUCAUCAAGGGCAUCGUAAUGGAGGCCCUCCAAGGCUUUCUAUCACCGGGUCUGACAGAGGAAGACAUUGAAAUGCAACUUGCUGUCCAAUUAUUGUUCAAAAGUUGCGAUGCCGAUGCCAAAGAGUAUGAUGGUCUCUUUGCCAUGCGGUGUGUUGCCGAUCAUUUCAACCAUCUCAUUCAGACGCAAGGCCAUCCGGUGGAGGAAUACCUCUGUAAGAGGGGCUUCAAGGAGUUCUGCCAUGUUGAGCCUGAAAAGGGAGAUUUGACUAGAUAA